Penicillium canescens is the source of this 285-nucleotide messenger RNA. RefSeq lists its product as uncharacterized. Gene Ontology annotation, cellular component: membrane. The record is from RefSeq and is a predicted model, not a curated record. The transcript is spliced from 2 exons. NCBI's taxonomy places the organism in Eukaryota, Fungi, Ascomycota, Eurotiomycetes, Eurotiales, Aspergillaceae. Bases 1 to 285 code for a protein of 94 amino acids. Gene Ontology annotation, biological process: nitrite transport; transmembrane transport. Gene Ontology annotation, molecular function: high-affinity secondary active nitrite transmembrane transporter activity.
AUGACGUUCAUCCCGAUGGCUAUCUGGGUCGGAGCGCCGGAUAUUAGUGUGGGUCUAUACAUCUGGAAGGGCAUCAUUCCAACCCUUCUAGGGAAUAUCGUUGGUGGCGGUGUGUUUUGUGGUACUUACUAUUGGUAUAUGUACCUGCUUGACUUGAACUCUUUGCCUUUGUAUGGCAAGAAGUGUUUUGAUAGCCCGCUUCAGUCGGAGCAGGCGACGCUGAAGGAGACCGAUAUUGAGGCUUCGGCUGGUGUCAUUGAUCAUGAAACGCGCACAAAUGCGUAG